AUGAAUCUACUUGAAUCUGAAGAUUUAGGACCCGUCUGUAUUGAUGAAUGUUUACCUGAUGGUAAAUAUAGCCAACUAGCAAAUACUUCUGCAAUUCAAGACGUAGAUUUAACUGGUUGGCGUCUUCUACGAAGUGUCAACAAUGCUCCAGAGAUUUCAUUCGCCAUGCCAAGUAACUUUAAAUUGGAUAAUAGAAAAAGUGUUAAAAUCUACGCUUGUGAUGAGGAUAGCGAGAGAUUACCUUGUGAUCUUGUUUCAUCUAAUAUUAGUACAUGGGAUGUUGGUCAUACUAUCAUUACUCGUCUUCUUAAUGAUAAUGAUGAAGAAAAAGCAGUUCACAUUCAAAUGAUUGCGAAAUAG
This is a messenger RNA of Adineta steineri, 360 nucleotides long. The record is from the annotation of a GenBank genome assembly. NCBI's taxonomy places the organism in Eukaryota, Metazoa, Rotifera, Eurotatoria, Adinetida, Adinetidae.